GGUGUGGAAAGCGAAGCCUCCGUAGGAGGAAGUGCCACUCCCACGAAUCGGGGCGUGGAACGGGAACUUCUCGCCUCACUGCUCCAACCACUAGGCAUCAUUCCCUUCCGGACCUGGGAAGAGGUCCCGGGAGUUCUCUGCCUCUGAGAAGUCCCUGUUACCCUUCAAGACCACUGCGGUCCAUUUAGAAAUAUAUGAAAACGUAGAAAUAUAGGGAGGAAAGGAAGACCGGAGGGGGGGAAACCAGCAAUUCUGGGGUCGCAGCGAGCCAUGGGGACGGCCCCCGAGCCCCUGAACCCGCUGUGCCGAGCGUACCUCUACGCCUUCCACGGCUACCUCUUGGAAAUCCUAUUCACGGCCAUCAUCUCGGGCGAGGACUGGGCCUUCCGGGGGGCCACCACCUUGCUCUCUUUCUCCGCCUACGGGACCUGCGGCCUGGCUCUGGAGCGCGUCUACGUCUGGCUGCGGAACGACUGCUGCCUCCUCACCCGCUGCGUCCUCUACACCCUCUGCAUCUACCUGUGGCAGUUCUCGGCGGGCUACGCGCUCGGCUGUUUCGGAGCCUGCCCCUGGGACUUCAGCGGGUUCCGCUACAACUUCAUGGGUUUCGUGGCCCUAGAGCACAGCCUCAUCUGGUUCGUGGGCUCCCUCCUGCUGGAGAAGUGGGUCAUCGCCAACGUGCUGAGGAUCAGGCUGGACGAGCCCUGGAAAGCCAAGGCACGCCCCAUGCCCAAAUUUGCACUCAAGGACGACUGACCUCCGGCUGGUUUUGAGGAGGGGGAGAAAAGAGCCAGGGUCUGGUCUGGGUGGUGGGACUCCAUCUUCCUCCUCUUGGACCUAUAAUCC
Messenger RNA from Lacerta agilis (Sand lizard), 846 nucleotides. RefSeq names its product transmembrane protein 229b-like. The transcript is spliced from 2 exons. Lineage: Eukaryota; Metazoa; Chordata; Lepidosauria; Squamata; Lacertidae. The record is from RefSeq and is a predicted model, not a curated record. The coding region runs from base 271 to 756 and encodes 161 amino acids.